CUGAUUAUUAUUGACAUUUUGACCGACAUGAAAUCCUACGGAGACGCAGAAUGGUACACAGAAUUCCCAGCUUUUGCCAUUUUUGCCUGAAAGAUGCAUGUCUUCUCUAGUACUCGCAAAAACAGUUGAAAUUCUGUAGAAAAGCAGAAAUCUUUUGAUUGUUAUCAACUCAGAAUCAGUUCAGGAUUCCGUUACCCAAAAGAAAAGCUCGAAGGUCACCCCUGUUGAAGAUUCAUAGCGUCCUAUCAGUUAGAUUUUGUUUUCUUGAAAAGUGAAAACCCACCCCAAAACAAAAGAGAAAUUGAAAAAAAUUCUUAUAUCCUUAUCAAACACUGCGAACUGCGUAUACAGAAAUACUAACCAUUCGGUCUGAUCGAAUUGGGAUACUAAGAAAAUGGGGUCGUUGAAGAACCAGGAGGAUGAGCUGGAACAGGCGGGAGAGAAGGCGAUACUGUACGUUAAUGGAGUUCGUAAAGCUUUGCCUGAUGGGUUGGCCCACAUGACUCUGCUCGAGUAUCUCAGAGAUAUCUGUCUGACGGGGACCAAGCUUGGUUGUGGGGAAGGUGGUUGUGGAGCGUGCACUGUUAUGGUUUCUCAUUAUGAUAAAAAUUUUAACAAAUGCACGCACUAUGCUAUUAAUGCAUGCUUGACUCCUCUUUAUUCUGUGGAAGGGAUGCAUGUAAUUACCGUGGAGGGAGUGGGGAACCGCAAACAUGGUUUGCACCCAAUUCAAGAAGCAUUGGCAAAGUCACAUGGCUCACAAUGUGGAUUUUGUACCCCUGGUUUUAUCAUGUCCUUGUAUGCAUUUCUUAGGUCAUGUCAGAUACCACCUAGUGAGGAGCAGAUUGAAGAAUGCCUUGCAGGAAAUUUGUGUCGAUGCACAGGAUAUAGACCAAUUGCUGAUGCAUUUCAAGUCUUUGCCAAAACAAAUGAUACUCUGUAUACAGAAAGGUCUUCUCUAAACCUCCAAGGAGGUGAUUCUGUUUGUCCUUCUACUGGUAAGCCUUGUUCAUGUAAAUCCAAAGCUCUGAGUGGUACAAACUCCACCAAACAAUGCGUGCCAUUUGGUGAUAGGUGCCAACCUAUCUUUUUCAGUGAGAUAGAUGGAAGCAGAUAUGUAGAAAAAGAACUUAUCUUUCCCCCUGAGCUAUUGUUGAGGAAAUCAGCUUUUUUAGAUUUGUGUGGUUUUGGUGGGCUUAAGUGGUAUCGGCCCUUAAGACUUCAGCAAGUGCUAGAGUUAAAAGCAAAAUAUCCAGAUGCAAAGUUAUUGGUGGGUAAUUCUGAGGUGGGGAUUGAAAUGAGGCUGAAGAGAAUGCAAUAUCAGGUUUUGAUUUCUAUUACACAUGUGCCUGAACUUAAUGUCUUGAGUGUGAAGGAGGAUGGCAUGGAGAUAGGAGCUGCGGUAAGGCUCUCUAAACUCUUGCAUGCUUUUAGAAAGGUUGUAAGAGAUCGUGAUGCUCGUGAAACAUCUUCUUGUAAGGCUUUCGUCGAACAGUUGAAAUGGUUCGCUGGAACGCAGAUUAAAAAUGUUGCAUCUAUUGGUGGGAAUAUAUGUACAGCCAGUCCAAUAUCAGACUUGAACCCUCUCUGGAUGGCGUCAAAUGCAAAGUUUCAAGUUAUUGAUUGCAAAGGAAACAUCAGAACAGUCCUGGCUGAAAAGUUCUUCCUGGGUUACCGUAAGGUGGAUCUAGCAAGAGAUGAAAUACUACUCUCAGUAUUCUUACCAUGGACUAGGCCCUUUGAGUACGUGAAAGAGUUUAAGCAGGCUCACCGUCGAGAUGAUGAUAUUGCAAUCGUAAAUGCUGGAAUGCGCGUUUAUCUUCAGGAAAAAAGUGAAAACUGGGUCAUAUCUGAUGCAAGCAUUGUUUAUGGUGGGGUUGCUCCAAUCUCUCUUUCUGCGGUGGAAACAAAAGAGUUCCUUGUUGGGAAGUAUUGGAACCAGGAGCUAUUGCAGGAUGCUUUGAAAAUCUUACAAAGGGAUGUCUUUCUAAAGGAAGAUGCUCCUGGUGGGAUGGUGGAAUUUCGGAAAUCUUUGACACUUGGUUUCUUCUUCAAAUUUUUCCUUUGGGUUUCUCAUCAAAUGGACAGGAAGAAUUCUAUUGAGAUUGUUCCAAUAUCUCAUCUAUCUGCCAUACAAUCAUUCCACCGCCCGCCUGUUAUGGGAAGUCAGGACUACGAAGUCAGAAGACAUGGGACUGCUGUGGGUUCUCCUGAGGUUCAUCUUUCAUCGAGACUUCAGGUUACAGGAGAGGCAGAAUACACUGAUGACACACGGUUGCCUCCUAAUGGUUUGCAUGCAUCAUUAGUAUUGAGCAGAAAACCUCAUGCCCGUAUACUUUCCGUAGACGACUCUGGAGCCAAGUCUUCACCGGGGUUUGCAGGCAUGUUUCUGGCUAAAGAUGUGCCCGGUAAUAAUAAGAUUGGAGCAGUUAUAUAUGAUGAGGAACUAUUUGCUACGGAAUUUGUAACUUGUGUUGGUCAGGCUAUAGGAGUGGUGGUUGCUGAUACACAUGAAAAUGCAAAAAUAGCAGCAAGAAAAGUUCAUAUUGAGUAUGAAGAGCUCCCGUCUAUCUUAACAAUACAGGAUGCCAUUAAUGCUGAAAGUUUCCAUCCUAACACGGAGAAAUGUUUGAGAAAAGGGAAUGUGGACCUUUGUUUUCAAUCUGGUCAGUGUGACAAGAUCAUAGAGGGGGAUGUUCAAGUGGGAGGUCAGGAACAUUUUUACUUGGAGCCACAGGGCAGUAUGAUAUGGACUGUGGAUGGUGGCAACGAAGUUCAUAUGAUCUCAUCCACUCAAGCCCCUCAGAAACAUCAGGCCUAUGUUUCUCGUGUUCUUGGUCUUCCACUUUCAAAAGUGGUUUGCAAAACUAAGCGAAUUGGCGGUGGAUUUGGUGGAAAGGAGACAAGAUCAGCUUUCAUUGCUGCGGCGACGUCUGUUCCGUCAUAUCUGUUGAAUUGUCCUGUAAAACUGACUUUGGACAGGGAUAUAGAUAUGAUGAUAACUGGGCAGAGGCAUAGCUUUCUUGGAAAGUACAAGGUUGGGUUCACAAAUGAGGGGAAAGUACUUGCACUGGAUCUUGAAAUAUACAAUAAUGCUGGAAACUCGCUGGAUCUUUCUCUUGCUGUUCUCGAACGUGCUAUGUUUCACUCGGACAAUGUCUACGAGAUACCAAACAUGAGGAUUGUUGGAAGGGUUUGUUUCACUAAUAUUCCCAGUAACACUGCCUUUCGAGGGUUUGGCGGUCCUCAAGGUAUGCUUAUUACUGAAAAUUGGAUUCAAAGAAUUGCAGUAGAACUGAAGAAAAGCCCAGAAGAAAUAAGAGAAAUUAAUUUUCAAGGGGAAGGUUCAAUAAUGCAUUAUGGCCAACAACUUCAACACUGCACCUUGUCCCAGCUCUGGAGUGAGCUUAAGUUAUCUUGUGACUAUUUAAAUGCUCGUGAAGAAGUUAACAAAUUUAAUGCUAAUAACCGAUGGAGGAAGCGUGGUAUUGCCAUAGUUCCGACCAAAUUUGGCAUCUCAUUUACAGCAAAGUUAAUGAACCAGGCUGGUGCUCUUGUACAUGUUUAUACUGAUGGAACUGUUUUAGUUACGCAUGGAGGUGUUGAGAUGGGCCAAGGUUUACACACAAAAGUUGCUCAGGUUGCUGCUUCUGCCUUUAAUAUCUCUCUCAGUUCUGUCUUUAUAUCAGAGACAAGUACUGACAAGGUUCCGAACUCAUCACCAACAGCAGCUUCUGCAAGUUCUGAUAUAUAUGGAGCUGCAGUUUUGGAUGCAUGUGAGCAAAUAAAGGCACGUAUGGAGCCCAUCGCUUCACAAAACAAUUUCAGCUCAUUUGCUGAGCUGGCAAAUGCAUGCUAUAUGGAGCGAAUAGACCUUUCAGCACAUGGAUUCUACAUUACACCUGAUAUUGACUUUGACUGGAGGACUGGUCAAGGAAACCCAUUCAGGUACUUCACAUAUGGUGCUGCCUUUGCUGAGGUUGAAAUUGACACAUUGACUGGAGAUUUUCACACAAGGGCAGCAAACAUUUUCAUGGAUCUUGGAUAUUCUAUCAAUCCAGCAAUUGAUGUUGGACAGAUUGAAGGAGCCUUUAUACAAGGUUUAGGUUGGGUAGCCCUUGAAGAACUAAAGUGGGGAGAUGCAGCUCAUAAAUGGAUCCCACCUGGCUGGCUUUACACUUGUGGACCUGGAAGUUACAAAAUUCCUUCUAUGAACGACGUCCCCUUCCAUUUCAAUGUUUCACUUCUUAAGGGUCAUCCGAAUGUGAAGGCCAUCCAUUCAUCUAAAGCUGUUGGGGAGCCUCCAUUUUUCCUGGCUUCGUCUGUCUUCUUUGCCAUCAAAGAUGCCAUUGCAGCUGCAAGAGCAGAAGUGGGUUCUAACGACUGGUUUCCUCUGGAUAAUCCGGCAACACCUGAACGCAUCCGGAUGGCUUGUUUGGAUGAGUUCAUCACACCAUUUAUUAGCUCCGACUUCCGCCCCAAGCUCAGCGUUUGAUGCGCCACUCCUGUUUCAUAUGCAAUUGUAGUUUCCUUGUCGAUAUAUCCUGAAAAUUUCCCCACACACAGUUACUGUGGUUUAGUAUAUUCAUCACAAUGUAGCUCAUCUCUGAAGAUCCGAAGCAACAUCAUCUUUUUUUUUUUUUUUUCAAAGAAAGGGACGAUAUCCAAUAAGUGAGAGCUGUUCAGAAUAAUGUCACGUACUUGACCAUUUCGCUUGAGAUGUGAUAAUGUAAUUAGUUUUAUGCAUAAUGCAAAGCCCCUGUGCUAAAAUUUGCUCAGUCGGCAAUUGAAAGGGACA
Molecule: messenger RNA, 4798 nt
Organism: Juglans microcarpa x Juglans regia
Lineage: Eukaryota; Viridiplantae; Streptophyta; Magnoliopsida; Fagales; Juglandaceae
Product: xanthine dehydrogenase 1-like
Exons: 14
Coding region: 395-4495 (1366 amino acids)
Molecular function (GO): oxidoreductase activity; 2 iron, 2 sulfur cluster binding; iron ion binding
Source: RefSeq, a predicted model, not a curated record